UUCUUUUUCUUUCUUUUUAUACACAUAAUCUACUUGAUAAAUGAUUGAUACCAGCAAUGAAAGACAGCCUCUUACUUUAUCCAAUAUGCAUCAGCGCGACCACAGUGACGAUAGCAUCCUCACUCCGCCACUCACUGCUCACACAACCACAAGCAGUAAUGGAACAUUGGUAGACAUUGACAAUAUUUUGGACGUGAGAUACUAUAAAAACUUUGAGCACAUUGCAAGCGAUAUACGAUUUAAUAUUGAAGAGUGUUAUCAGCACAUUGAAAGAAUACAAGAAGCACAAAAAGCCGUGUAUGAACAUGCAUCCGAAGCAGAUUCAAUAGCUCAGAAAAACCGAAGCAUUCUCGAAACACAAACAGUAAGGGCAACUGAACGUACAAAUUAUAUCCGAAAAGCAAUGGCCAUGAUUGAACCAUCGAAACCUACAUUAUCUGAUCUGGACCUUCGAAACCAACAGUUCAAGAUGCUUUUGAGGUCUUUUAAGGAUCUGUUGGAAAAAUACAUUAAUGUGACACUGGAAAGUCAGCGCUUUACUUCUGUCUUGUUUGAAAGACAGAUCAAAGUUGUCAAUCCACUUGCCACACCCUUUGAUUUGGAGAGGGCUAUUAGUUCUACAGGAGAUGAUUCUCCUUCUAUCUUCGUCCAAAUAUUAAUGCAAAGAGGUGUUCGCAAGAACGAUCAACAAACACAAGACUUGAUGAAAAUUGUGCAAGAUAUUCACCAAGAUUUACGGCAAUUGGCUACAACGUUUGCAAGACUAUCUGAAAUGCGAAACGAAGUGAAUAUUAUGAUUGAGCGAUACAGAAGAAGAUGGCCUGUCAUAGUAAAAGAAGGCAACUUGGUCUAUGUGAUUGAUGAUGAUCUCAACUUACUUGAACAAACGCUAGUAGGUAAACAAAUUGACUUUGAAGCCAUUUUGCGCCAAAGAGAAAGACGGAAUCGCAUUCUGAUUGGCUUUGUCUCCUUGAUAAUUUUGUUACUUGUCAUUUCCAUUGUUGUCUUUAGUACCUUAUUUUCCGAGUUUUAUAGCAACAGGCCAUAAAUAAAAUAAGCUUAAAAUAAGCCUAUUUUC
Gilbertella persicaria is the source of this 1078-nucleotide messenger RNA. RefSeq lists its product as uncharacterized. The record is from RefSeq and is a predicted model, not a curated record. NCBI's taxonomy places the organism in Eukaryota, Fungi, Mucoromycota, Mucoromycetes, Mucorales, Choanephoraceae. The transcript has a single exon. The coding region runs from base 41 to 1048 and encodes 335 amino acids. Gene Ontology annotation, cellular component: membrane. Gene Ontology annotation, biological process: vesicle-mediated transport.